AGAGGAUUCAGUGUUAAAGGGAUGAAAGAGGGAUUGAGCCUCCGCUUCCGAGUCUGUGUGACUGUAUUGAGUGUCUGUCUCUCAGAGAGAGAGAUGCUGAAUGCACCAUGGAGCUGGAAGUUGCUGUUGGCUACCGAAAACAGACCAGGAUGGAGGAUCAGGACAGGGUCAGUCAGGCCUCCAGCAGCGCCACAGUGUCCUUUCUGCCGAUCAGAGACAGGUGUCAUGAAAAAGUGCAGGCGUUUGGAAAGAGAUGUCAAGCGGCGAAGAGAGACCCCAACUGUCCUGUGGUGAUCAGAGGAUGGCUGUACAAGAGGGACAGCACUGGACUGAAAUUGUGGAAAAGAAGAUGGUUUGUUCUCUCCAAUUACUGCCUGUACUAUUAUAAAGACAGCCGAGAGGACUCUGUCCUGGGCAGUAUUCCUCUUCCCAGCUACAGGAUCCUCUACUGCUCCCCUAGAGAGUGCAGGAACCGGAAAUAUGCAUUCAAGGUUGUUCAUCAGGGGAUGCGGCCGUACAUCAUGAGCGCUGAAACCCAGGAGGACAUGUUGGGCUGGGUCAGGGCUCUCAGCCAAUCAGCAAGCAUGGAGGCUGAUGACAUCAUCAAUAGACGCUGUGCCAGUUUUCAGGACUUCACUCAGAUGGGAGAUAAUGCUGAAACCAUGGAGCUCCAGCACUCGGCCACUUUUCCAGAACGAAACGCCCAGACCGCAACAAAUCUGAGCAGGGUGCACACAGAGCCGACUCUUCUAGAUCAAGACAUGAUGGGAAUUAAAAUGAAGACAGCAGAGCUGAGAGGAAGAUAUGAGAGCAGACAAAUCACACCUGAAGCUGCCAAAUAUUCUCAGAGUUUGCUGAACGCAGAUGAGGAACCUCUUUCCUUCCUACAUCCGAAGGCAACCUUCAAGCAACCUUCAUUUCGCGGAGAUCAGUAUGGGUCACCGUGUCACGAUAACAUGGGCAGAGUGGACGUUUGGCCCUCAGAUAACUGCUCGAGUGCUCCAAUGUCACCCUGCGUCUACAGAGAGAGAGGACAUCUGCUCGACAAGCCUGAGCUUCAGUGUUCUGUGUGCUACUGUUCCAACUACCACACAGCAGAACACAUGGCAGUGUGCAAGGCAGGUGAAAUACAACCAAUCAGAGAUCUGGAAAAUGAUACAGAUGUGGUCCUCACUCGUCUGUGUGGUUGUGAUAAACUGCUGCAGUCCGUCUCUAUGCAGCUGGCUCAGUUACAGGAAGAGAAGAAAAGCAUCGAGUAUGCUUUAGAAAUCAAAUGGCUGGGGAUGGAAGACGUACUUCCUGAAGAGCUGGAAGUAUCCCAGAAGGCUUUGCUUCAGGAGGAGCUGGUUACACUCAGAGCCAGAAUAUGUGAUUUGUCAUCGGAGAUGGACAGAUUGUGGAGUGAUUAUGAACGGAUGGAGAGCGAGCUGUCUGUUUUCCAUUCUCAUCUCCAACACAUCCUUCACUUCGGGAUGCCACAGGAGCAGAUUCAGGCACAGAGGCAGCUCUGGAUGAUGGAGGAUAUCUUGAGCGGUUUGAGGGUGAACAAGAACCACUUUAUGGCUUUAUUGGGUCUACAGAAGCAGGGUGCUCCUCAGAUAAAACCUGUUUCCUACUUUGAGGGCGAGUUAGGAGGGAUCAACAUGGAGUGUGUGACUGAAGCAGAGCAGCAGGAAUACAUGAAGAUUCAUCAGAGUUACAGCAGGACGAGUUCUGAACAUGAAGCCUCACAUGAACCACUGCGUCUGACACGUGUUGUGACGUCUACACUUCCCACGUCACUAAUCGCAGAGCGCAUUUUUGUGGAUGACCCCUAUCCUGAACCGCCCGAACAGAUCAAUCUACAGUCAGGACUGAGGAACAGCCAGAGGAGAGCAGCAAAGAAACCCAGCAGAACUCAGCAUGAGACGGCUGACAAAGACAGACACUUACACUGGGCCGACGGACCGGAAGAGAUGCAACAAAAGAAACCGGCUCAAAAUCACAACAGCAGUGCCAGAGAGAAGGCACUGGCUGACAGAAAGGUCUGGACACACUGUCAGCAAGAGCUUGAGCCCGGAGCCUUGAGCAUCACAAACUCUGAGUCUGACUGUGACGCUGCCGUGAGCUCUCAGAAACGCCAAACUAAACCCAGACAUAUGGAUAAAAGAGACAGAAAUAUGAGUGCCACCAGAGAGCACUUCAUAGACGACAUUCAUCCUUUGAAACUCAUUACAGCCAGUGAGAAAGAUACAGAGAAGUACACAGCAGAUUCUGCUGUUGUAAACUUGAGUAAUGGCUACAGCGCUGAUAAACACAAAUUUAAAAGCCACAGCAAUGAGUCGGCCAACCCAAUAAAGCCACAACGUGGUGAUGCAAAAGCCCACAAUGAAUUCAAUGACAAAACAUCACAACAAUCAUCUCACAAUGACAUCAUCGUCAUAGAAAGCCACUCCAUCAAUCAUAUUUCAACUCUUACGGUGUUUAAGGGACAUCAGGGAAACAAUCAAACACACAAACCUCAUAAAAAUAACAGAAGUUCUGAUCAACAAAAGUAUUCAGUUAACCUGAAAUCUGAGUGUUUUCUGUCAAAUAACCGACAGUGUGAGCUAGUCCCAGUCUACGUUCAUGACACAAAACCUCAAGAAUCUCUCAAUCCAAUGGAACAUCAACAACCAGACCAGAGAGCCAAUCAAACGCUUCAUAUACCAGAGGGAGGAGACUGUGGGUGGAGCCAAAGUCCCAAAACAACAUCUGAAAUAUCCCAAGCUAGAAUAAAAGAAAUGCCCAAUCAAUCACCAGACACUCAACCAAUCACAUCGUCUGACAAUCACCUGACACCUGCUUCUGACCGAUCCAAACCAGAAAUAUGCAUUUAUGAGGAAAUCCAGAAUAGUUCCCCAAGAUCAGCAGAUAUUAAAGAGAAUCCGAAGAAUCAAACCAGUGGAGAUGAAACACGACCAUUAAACCUCACAGUAAACGAGUCUGGACCGUCUCACACUGAGGUCAAUGGGGAGGACGGUACAAAAAAUACAGAGAAAAGUCCAGCAGGAAGUGAUGUUACGUGCAAGAGAGAGAAGAAGCAGAAAGUUUACAGCUCUUUAAUGACAAGCUCAGUAAUAAACCAUCAUGUCCAGGACUGUCGGCCGCGGAUAACCGUGGUCAGCACCAGCCUGUAGACUACAGAGAGCCUGCAGAAGGUGUGAGCGAACGAGGCAAUAAGACACAAAAAAGAAGCACGAUUUCGAAUAUCUUAAGUAGAUAGAAAGUAAAUGGUAAGAUAAAAGUGUUGUUUUCAGAAAAGCUUAGAUCCUUAAUGGAAUAUGAUAAUAUGCUGAUGAUUAUCUGUGUGUAUCUUUGUUUGACCAAUUAUAGUCUCAUAAUGUAAACACAUCUGCGACUUUUUAAUAGCAUUCUCUGCUUUUGCUAAGUUUGACAAUGUUCUUUAUCAUCAACAUCCAUGAUAGACUUUUAAGAUAUUAAGGUUAUCAGUUUCCUUUAGUCACAGAUUAAGACUCUUUCCUUACAGAAAUAUUGCUCCUAAAGCAAAUAAAAAUUUUUGAUCCAGGAAAAUGUUCUGCAUGGCAAAAGUCAUAAUAAUAUUAGACGUUAUUUAUUAAAAUCACUUUGUAUUUUCAUUUCAGUGUUAUUUGAUGUUGUAUUUGUUGUUAUCUUAUUGAAUCAUUUCAUUUUUUUUAUCCCGUAUAUUCAUAUAUAAUUGUAUUUAACAACAGCAAACCCAGAGAGACACUAUGCUCUCAACAUGUAAAUCCAAAACUUUAAUCUAGAUAUAAUAAAGGGCCUAUGAUAUGCAUGGGAAACCCAAUUCUGAAAAAUGAAAGUUUUGUAUUCAUUUACUCACCCUCAUGUUGCUCCA
Messenger RNA from Carassius auratus (goldfish), 3856 nucleotides. RefSeq names its product pleckstrin homology domain-containing family A member 5-like. NCBI's taxonomy places the organism in Eukaryota, Metazoa, Chordata, Actinopteri, Cypriniformes, Cyprinidae. The transcript has 19 exons. The record is from RefSeq and is a predicted model, not a curated record. The coding region runs from base 108 to 3158 and encodes 1016 amino acids.